ACUCACUUCGCCCCCUUCACUCCCUCACCUCCCUCUGCGCGUCACUUUCCGCACAGCCCCACCACAGUUGGCUGGUAACCGGGCGGAAAUUGUUUCUGCGCUUCCGGGUCAACAAUCUGGCUGCAUCUUGAAGACGAGGGGCCCGUGGGUCUUCGCGGUGUUUCGGACCCCAUCAGAAAGUUUGCUUUUGAAAAAUUGGUAGCACAUCUCUGAGGGAAAUGGAUGGUGAAGAGAGAACUUAUGGAGGCUGCGAAGGCCCAGAUGCUAUGUAUGUGAAGUUAAUUUCAUCUGAUGGUCAUGAAUUUAUUGUGAAAAGAGAACAUGCAUUGACAUCUGGCACUAUUAAAGCUAUGUUGAGUGGCCCUGGUCAGUUUGCUGAAAAUGAAACAAAUGAAGUAAAUUUUCGUGAGAUUCCAUCCCAUGUGCUAUCAAAAGUAUGCAUGUAUUUUACCUACAAGGUUCGCUACACCAACAGUUCUACAGAGAUUCCUGAAUUUCCAAUUGCCCCAGAGAUUGCACUGGAAUUGCUGAUGGCUGCAAACUUCUUAGAUUGUUAGAAAAUAAAAUGUAACUUAUAAUCCAAUGUGAGGUGUUAAACUUCUGUAUUUAACUACUUGCAGAAUUAAUAAGUGACUUUAAAAUGGUGUUGCAUUUAUGUCUGAUAGCUCACACCAAAAUCUUUUCUUUUAAUGGAGAUGUAUUUUUUUUCAAGCAUAAAGUAAAGGUUUCUUUAGCUUCUUGUACAUGACAUGAAUUAUUUGUUUUCUCCUGUCUCAUGAUGUUCCAUAUUGGUGUGCAGAUGGUUUUCAGCUUCCUCCAUUUUUCAAGAAAAAUGAACAAUUGUAGCCCCAAAUAUACACAAUUUUCUGUUAUGAUGUUGGUACAAACUUCAGCUGAAUUUCUAUCCGGUACCCCUGUCGGAUUGACGUAAUAAAUUGUCUUUAAAAACGGUA
This is a messenger RNA of Hypanus sabinus (Atlantic stingray), 953 nucleotides long. RefSeq names its product elongin-C. The record is from RefSeq and is a predicted model, not a curated record. Bases 219 to 557 code for a protein of 112 amino acids. The transcript has 4 exons. NCBI's taxonomy places the organism in Eukaryota, Metazoa, Chordata, Chondrichthyes, Myliobatiformes, Dasyatidae. Gene Ontology annotation, biological process: ubiquitin-dependent protein catabolic process. Gene Ontology annotation, cellular component: elongin complex. Gene Ontology annotation, molecular function: protein-macromolecule adaptor activity.